CACAUCGUUCUGCAUCGAAAGAACAACGUGAUACGUCUUCUCCGUCGACCAGGAUCCAGUGGAAAUCUCGGAGACACCAUAUAUGGGGUUCCACUGCUGUUUAUAAUUGUACGACAAACCCAGGAGUUUUUCGCUCCCAGACUCGUCCACACUCACACCCAUCAGAGGAAUAGACCCCUCCUCCAUUGGAAGCUCGUCAAUGGAGACUGUAGCUGCCAGCGUGAAGCCGUAGUUUGCAAAAUGGUACCGUUGGUUCUGCCCCUGCUUGCCCACAGGCCACUGCGCUCCUCCGCCAAUGCCACCAAACCUGAGACCAUUGGGAACUUUGGACCCUUUCACCACAAAUGCGUCCACACAACUGUACACAUCCCUCCAGUAAGGUUUGUCAUACUCGCCGGAGAGGAAUCCCACAAGUCCUCUCGUAGGGAAUGUCGCGUUGCAUUCACCCUUCUGCGAUGGGACCACAGAUGCAGCGGAGGGGCAAAUACCCGAAAGGUAUUCAUCCUGAUCUUUCUAAGAGUUCAACACGGACUUCAUCAGCUGCAGCUCGUUUUCAAGGUAUGA
Trypanosoma theileri is the source of this 564-nucleotide messenger RNA. RefSeq lists its product as uncharacterized. The annotation marks the transcript as partial. The record is from RefSeq and is a predicted model, not a curated record. The transcript has a single exon. NCBI's taxonomy places the organism in Eukaryota, Euglenozoa, Kinetoplastea, Trypanosomatida, Trypanosomatidae.